Molecule: messenger RNA, 826 nt
Organism: Trichomonas vaginalis G3
Lineage: Eukaryota; Parabasalia; Trichomonadida; Trichomonadidae
Exons: 1
Source: RefSeq, a predicted model, not a curated record
AUGUUGGACCUUUACAAUACAUUCAUUACGUAUAAAAUGGAAGGUCAAUUUAUUGCAGAUAAAGAAAUUGGUUCAGGUUCCAAUAAAACAAACCCACCAGGAUUUUGGAUUGGUUUCGAUGACGCUUUCUAUGCAGUUGCUGGAUAUCAAAUCCUUGCAAAUGGUCGUAUCGUAUAUUCUCAAGACAACGCAAGAGAAGAAGCAUAUAUAACUUCAAACUCACAAACUACCGAACAAAUAAAGAAAGUAGAUGUUUUCUCAAAGACUCGACAUGAAGAUGUAUGGAGUCAUUCGGGAACAUGCAGAACAGGACAAAUUGUUAGUGGUCCAAUUACAGCAGGAAAAUCAUUUGAUUUUAAGCUUCGUUUAAGAAUUCCUGUUAGAAGAUUCCAUCCAUUAGAAGCUAUUCGAUUUAUUCCAGCUUUUGCAGGAAACAUUCAGCUUAAAGUAAAGUUCAGUAGCGACGCCUUACAAUGCAUAUCUAUAUCUGUAAAUGAUAUCAUUGCUUUCAAUCCAACUCUUAAAGUUGCAUUUGCUUCAGAUUCAAAUCCACCGACAAAUAAAUUUGUUCCAUGGAAUGAACCAUUCACUAUGAUAACGAAGGCAAUAGAAGCUAGUGGAACAGUUACUAUUACAACUGUAACCCAGCAACUAUUUCGAACAAAGAUGGAUUUUAAUGAAUGUUUCAUUCAUCCAAAGUCAUUCUCUUUAGACCCUAACAUUUAUACAGAACUUGUAGAACAUUAUACAAACGAGGCUUUAUGUUUUCCUGUUAAAGUUAUGGAUUGGAUUCCUAUGGACGGUUCAUUCUCAAAGAAUACAGAUA